AUGGCUGUCCAACAUCAUUUCCAUCUCCAACACUUUGACAAGUGGUGGCAUGAUUCAAGUCCUGCUCAUUUAAACUUAUCUGUCAUUCCUAGUUAUCAUCUUGGAAAAUUCAUACCAGACACCAGAACCUAUGAGCUAUUCCACAGACAUGAACUUAUUGUCAUGAUCCCUGCUUAUUACAAGAAUGGCCUCAGAUUUCUCAAUCACAUCAUCAUUUGUCUACAAGAACUGCUGCAGCACCUAGGGCCUUCAUCUCAUUGGGACAUCUUACAGCUCAAAUAUGAGGCUUUUGAAAGGGAACUCUUGGUGCUCAGCAAAAUAAGGGAGGAGUUCAUUCAGGAGGUCCAGAAUGAAUUUAGGUUUCACCAGCCUGGAGUAAAGAAUAUACAGUGGAUGUCACCUGUUUUGAACUCUUUUCUGGCCUACAUGUAUUAUUGUGGAUCUGUAAAUCCUCAACACAAACCUCAUAUGAUGAAUGUGCCCCUGGAUGAUCCUCAGACAUAUAAUUGGCAUAGUUGGGCAAAUAAUCAAGAGAUUCCUGGAUUAUGGGGAAGACUUCCAGAGCAACCUGCAGAAUAUCAGACUGCCAUAUUUGAAGCCAUAAAUGCUAAAAUUGCACUGGAGCCUAACAUGGAGUCUUCUGGGUCUUGCUCUGAAAUGUGGUGCAAAGGCAUCAUUAAUAUGAUGGUUCAGACCAAACAGAAAAUCCAAGACAAAAGUUCUGCAGAUAAGUCUGUACUGGAGGUGCUUGAAUCAUCUGUAGAUGUUGAGAAUAAUGGAUGUGAGAAGCCAGUGAAGAAGAGAAGAGGCCGUCCAAAAGGAGUGCUCAAUAGCACUAUCAUGGAACUUCAAUUACUACCUAAAUCUCCUAUGAAACUCCGUAGCAAAAAUCCAACUAGAUCAUCAAUUUUGUCACAAAAUGGUGAUGCAAAUUUAGAGAGAUCCCUCCCUGAAGUUGCUCAAGAAGACAUGAGAGAUGAUAUUUCAAGAUCAGAGACCAUUCAAUCAGACAUAUCUUCAGCUUUUAAAAGAGUUGAAACUUUGAACCAGAGGACACUCAAAUCAAAUCAACUAUCAUUGAAUCAGCAAACAGAUUUGAGGGCAGCAUCUAACUCUUCAAAGAUAAGACCUGCAGAAAAUGAUGUACCUGCUCUGGAUCUAUCCAAAUUAUUCUGCAAAAAGUUCUAUCCAAAAUUUGGAAAAUCUUUGUUACUAUCAACAUCUGCUAGAGGACUUUGUGAUUCAUCCCAAGAAAAGCAGAUGCAAUCAAAAAUUGCAGAGACUGCUGUGGCACCAGCCAAUAUGAUGAAGUCACAAUCCAAUAGCUUCAGAUUUGAUGAUGGACCAUCAUCUUUUUCUGAUUAUACGGAGCCUUGGGAUUAUUCUUCAGAUACCUGCAUGGUACCCAAUGAAGAGUCAGAAUCUUCAUUAUAUGAUGAGGUCAUAGACCAAGCUAUGGACACCAACAUCAUAUUUCAAAACACCUCAACAUCUAAUUUCAGGGAUAUCUCCUUAGAGAUAUCAGAAGAUAUUAUAUUUUCUUCACCAACAAUACAAGCUGACUCUUCUCUUUCCUUGCCUGUGAUGGAGGAUGAGGAAUCACUCUUUAUUCCUUCUCCAUCUUUGUCUAGCCAGCAAGAAUCAGCUCAAACAUCAUUGAUCACCAGCAAAACAUCUAAGGGCACUUUGAUUUUUAUCAAAAGCCUUGAUGAGAGAUUUGUCUAUGAUUCAGUCACCUUUGUACCCAAUGCACUCAAAUCCCAAGCAAAAGCAAAAGCAAAAGCAAAAAGCAAAGGAAAAGGAAAAGGAAAAUCCAAGGAUCUGUCUGAAUCUAUCCAGUCUUCUCAAGGGAAUCAUGAAAUACCAUCCAAGUCUAUAUCUCAGAUUCAGAUCAGAAAAGAGAAGGAAAAGAGAAAGAUGGUGAUCUCAGAUGAAUCAUCCAUGGCUGAUCCUAGUUCUAGCAUCAAGUCUAUGACCACCUUGACAAUGCCUGCAAACAUAUCAAAGGUGGCUAAAGCAUGUCAAAAAGCACAAGCUUUAUCUGAGUCUAAGAGUUUGAUGUGGAAUGAGAAGUCAGAUGAGCUACAAAACAACAUUAAGCAGCAAAUUAGGAAGGCAAUGACCUCUAAGGAUGUCCAAAAACAAAUCAAGACUGAUAUGGAUAUCAUAGUCCGAUAUGUCUACUGGAUGAAAAACCAGAAAGAUACAGUCAAGCUUUCUAAAGAGCCUAAAAUUGGGUUCAAAGUACUAUUUGUACUCUUAGAAAUGAAGUCUUAG
Molecule: messenger RNA, 2277 nt
Organism: Suillus fuscotomentosus
Lineage: Eukaryota; Fungi; Basidiomycota; Agaricomycetes; Boletales; Suillaceae
Exons: 12
Coding region: 1-2277 (758 amino acids)
Source: RefSeq, a predicted model, not a curated record